AUGUCUCAUUAGUGUUUAGUAACAGAUCUCGCAAAGAUGUUUGCCAGAAGGAGAUCUUCUUUGUCGUGUUUAAAUAUCGCGCUUUUAACGUGCAGCCUACUCGUUAUCGGGCAAGUGUCGUCCAUGUCCAUUGAACGUCUGGGCAGACAAUAUCAACAACAAAAUGAUAAACAAUUAGAAUUUAGUGAAUUUAUGCUGCCCGAGGCAGAAAGUGAAGUGUUGCAAAAUGAUAUGGAAUUAGUGCCAGCCGUAGAUGGUAACAGUGAUAUGUACUUGUUUGUGCCAGCCGCUUCCAAUAGUCAAGAACAAAACUUACAAUCGUUAACGGAUCUCAAUGAAUCCGAAAAUUCUGGUAAUGUUGAGAGCAAUUCCGAUAUGUUGAUGUUGGAAAGUGAAGAUACACCAGCCAUGCAAAUUUUGGAAUUACCUGAAGAUGAGUUGGAAACUAAAAUUACUGAAGAUUUAGUGGACAACAAUCAAUUGGAGCAGGAAGCUCAAACUGGUGAAAAAGCUGAUGAACAAGUAUCAGACAGUAUGAUGAAUACCAUUGCUGAAGCUGUUCAAGAAAUUGAAAAUGAAAUUGAAACUGAAUUGGUAGGCAAUGAUGAAACUCCUAAAGAGGAAGAGCCAGUUGAGGUUGAAAAUGUUAAACAAGAAGAGCAAUUACCCAUGGAACAUAAAGAUACUGAGACAGAGAACACUGAUGUAGAGGAACAGGUUUCCGAAAUGGAAAAUAAAGCUGAAACUUUGGAUAAUGCUGAACAGGAAAUGAUUGGUGUUGUAAUGGAAGAAACCAAUGAUGCUCCUGCCGAAAGUCAACAAGAAACAGAAAAGGUCGAUGAAGCUGUGGAAAUGGACUUGCAAGCUGAUGAAUCAGAAUUGCAACCUGCUGUAGUUGAAAAAACUGAAGAAAUUCAAGAACCAAUGGCUGAGGAAGCUGAAAAUAAAAUUGAAGAAACUCAAUCUCACGAAGAAAUGGCUCCCGCUAUGGAAGAAGAAAAAGCUGAGGAAGAACCAGCUGUAGCUGAAUCUCAAAAUGAUGAAAACGAUCAAGUGAUUGCAGAAUCACAAACUAUGGAGGAAGUUAAACCUGUGGAAGAAAAUGUAGAACAAGUACAGGAAGAAACUUCCAUGGUAGCAGAAGAAGAGAAAGCUGAGGAGGAACAACAAGCUGAUGAUGAAGCUCAAGCACCAGCUGAGAUGGAAAUGCAAGCUUCUGAUAAAAUUUUAACUCCAGCCAUGGAAGAAGCUCAAGCUGCUGAAGAAACCCAAACUGGCGAAGAAACUCCUGCUGAAGAGGAAUCUCAAGCCGAGGAGGAAACUCCAGCUGUAGAAGAAAAUCAAGCUGAUGAUGAAACCCAAAUCGCUGAAGAAUCUCAAGUGGUAGAAGAAAUUCAACCUUUAGUUGAAGAGACUGAAACUAAACUAGAGGAAUCUCAAGCAGAAGAAGCUAAAGUUGUGGAUAUGCAAGCCGAUGAGACUCCAGCGGAAGAAAUUCAGGCUGAAGAAAAUCAAGCUGAUGAUGAAACACAAGACGUUGCUGUAGAGAAAACCGAAACUAUUAACGAUGAAACACAAUCUUCUCCCGAAGAAUCUCAAGCUGUAGAGGAGGAACAACAUGCUGAAGAGAUGCAACAAGAGCUAGAAGUCAUGCAAGCUGAAUCUUUAGAGGAAACUCAAGCUGCAGAUGAAACUCAAACUGUUGACGAAACUCCUGCUGCUGAGGAAGCCCAACUUACAGAAAACGUUCAACCUUCUGAAAAUUCUUUAGAUACUGAAGCUGUUCAUGAAGAACAACCUGCUGAAGAAACCCAAUCUGAUGAUGAAGUUCAUAAUGUUGAAACUUCCCCUAUUGCUGCAGAAACUUUAGUCGCUGAUGAAACUGACAAAAUGCAAGAAGAUCAAUUAACUUCUGAAUCCCAAAUUGUUGAAGAGUUCCAUAAUGCUGAAGAAGAAAUGAAACCAGUUGAAGAAACUCAAGUAGCUGACGAAGGACAAUUAAAUGAAGAAACUCGACCUGAAGAAGAAACACAACAAGUACAUGACGAUGAAGAAGUUCAACAAGUAGAAGAAACUCAGGCAGUAGAAGAAGCUCAAAACAUGGAAGAAGCUAAACCUAUGGAAGAAUCUCAAUCAAUGGAAGAAGCUCAACCUAUUGAGGAAGCUGAACCAAUGGAAGAAACUAAACCCAUUGAUGAUGCUGAAACUUUGAAGGAAACUGAAGAAGCUCAACCAAUGGAGGAAGCUCAACCUAUGGAAGAAGCUCAACCUAUGGAAGAAACUCAACUUAUGGAAGAAGCUCAACCUAUGGAAGAAACUCAACCUAUGGAAGAAGCUCAACUUAAUGAAGACACCUUGGCUGAUGAAGAAUCUCAACAAAAUGAAGAUGUGCAACCUGUAGAGGAAGCUCAACCUAUAGAAGAAACUCAAGCCAUUGAAGAAGCUCAAUCUGUUGAAGAAGCUCAACCUAUUGAAGAAUCUCAACCUAUUGAAGAAUCUCAACAUAUCGAAGAAGUUCAAUCUGAUGAAGAAACUCAAGCUGCUGAAGAAGUCGAACCUGUAGCAGAUGCUCAACCUAUGGAAGAAGUUAAGUCUGAAGAAGAAACUCAAGUUGUUGAAGAACCUCAAACAGUUGAAGUUGCAGAACAAGCUGAAGAUGUUCAAUCUGAUGAAGAAACUCAAAUGGUUGAAGAAUCUGAACCUGUAGAAGAAGUUCAACCUGUUGAAGAAGUUAAGUCUGAAGAAGAAACCCAAACUGUUGAAGAUGCUCAACCAGCUGAAAUAGCAGAACAAGCUGAAGAUGUUCAAGCCGAUGAAGAACCUCAAGCUGAGGAAGAAAUUCAAACUGUUGAGGAAACUCAAGCUGCAGAAGUAGCCCAACCUGUCGAAGAAACCCAAACCGUAGAAGAAGCUCAAACCGUUGAAGAAGUUCAAAGUCUUGAAGCUGAUGACUCCCAGUCCAAGCCUGUUGAAGCUCUAGCUGAUGCUGAACUUCCCGUUGAGGAAGAAAUUAAGCCCGCAGAAGAAAUUCAACAAGAUGAAUCAGAAGCUCAACCAGAAGCCGAAGAUGUAAAACCAGCUGAAACUAUGCAAACAGUUAUGGAAGAUGUAAAACCAGUCGAAGAAUCCCAAAUGCCUGUGGAAGAAACUCUAAGUGUUGAUGAAGUUGAACCCAUUGAAACUGCCGUUGAAAUGGAAGAAACUAAACCUGUGGAAGAUAUUCAAACCGAAACCGAAGAAGUUGCUAUGGUAGAACAAGAAACUGAACAAGCCGAAGCUAAACCCGAAGAAAUUUUAGCCGAUGAACUUCCAGCUGAGGAAACUAAAGAGCAAGAAGAAGAAAUUGAAGCCGCUGCUCAACCUGUAAUCUUAGCCGAUGAAGAUACUUUGCAAAAUGUUGAACCUGUCGAAGAAAUGCAUAAAGAACAACAACAAGAACCAAUUGCUGAAAUACAAAAAUCCUUAGAAGACAACAAGGAUAGUGAUAAUAUCUUAAAUGAUGAUACUAAUGAAAGUGAACCCCUCAAAGAAACCACUUCCAUGUUAACAACUAUUGUACAAGUACCCACUAAAGAAGAAUUGACACAACAACAACCAGAAAAGCACGAACAAGUACAAGUACAAGAACAACCAGCUGUGGUAGAAUUUGUUAGUUCAACAACUUUGAAACCAUUAAAUGUUUUGGAUAGUGUACUCAACUAUGUCAAUGCCUCCUUUAUGAAUCAAAUGAGCAAUGACAACAUCAAACAGGAAGUACAAAAAGAACCGGCCUUUAGUUCAAAACUAAGACGUUACGAUGGUGCUCAAGUCUGGCGUAUUGUAGUGCAAAACGAUAGAGAGAAACGAUUAGCCGAAGAAUUACAAACUAAAUAUGAUGGUCAAUUAUGGAAAGAGGUCAAACAAGAAGUUGACUACUUGUUGAAGCCACAAGUGUUGGCCGAUGCUGAACGUCAUGUUAGAGCCGCCAACUUAUCGCGCAUUGUACUUAUUGAUAAUUUACAGAAAGUCAUUGAGGUAGAAAAUCCACUGGCUGAAACAAUUUCACAAUUGCAAAAUAGAAAGGGACAUCGUUUGACCUGGCAAGCAUAUCAUCGUUUGGAGGACAUACAUGGUUUUUUCCAUUUCAUGGCUAAAACCUAUCCCGAUAUCUGCUCGGUAGAAACUAUUGGUUAUUCGAUUGAAAAGAGACCUUUGACGAUUUUAAAGAUCUCUAAUGGUAAUGCUAACAAUCCCGGUAUUUGGAUCGAUGGUGGUAUGCAUGCCAGAGAAUGGAUCAGUCCUGCUGUAGUCACCUAUAUCGCCAAUCGAAUUGUUGAAGGUUGGGAUGAAAUACCCGCUUAUAUGCGUAAUAUUAAUUGGUAUAUUCAUGCUGUGGCCAAUCCCGAUGGUUAUGAAUACUCUCACACUACCGAUCGUUUGUGGCGUAAGAAUAUGAGAUCACAUGGUCGUGCCUGUCCUGGUGUUGAUUUGAAUCGUAAUUUCGGCUAUAAAUGGGGUGGUAAAGGCACUUCAGCUAAUCCUUGUGCCCAGACCUAUAGAGGCAGCAAAGCUUUCUCGGAACCUGAGACAUUCUAUAUUUCCAAAUUCAUUAGUAAUUUCCCCAGAGAUACCUUCAAGGCUUAUCUAUCAUUCCACAGUUAUGGUCAAUAUAUUUUAUAUCCUUGGGGUUAUGAUUAUCAUGUUACCAAAGAUAUGGCCGAUUUGGAUUUGGUGGCCAGACAAGCGGGAACGAUCAUUACCAAGAGUACUGGUGCUAAAUAUACUGUAGGUUCCUCGGCUAAUACCUUAUAUCCAGCUGCUGGUGGUUCGGAUGAUUGGGCCAAGGGUAUUGCUGGCAUUAAAUACGCUUACACCAUUGAAAUGGGUGAUAGCGGUCGUUAUGGUUUUGUUUUACCUGCCGAAUACAUUGAACCCAAUGGCAAAAAUGGUUUAACCUUUGUCGAGACCGUAGCCAAGGCCAUUACCAUGGGCAAAAAUGGUCGUAGACGCAAAUUGAAGGCUCACAAAACCCACUAAGACAUAAUUAAUGAAAUGCUAGAGUAACUUAAGUGCCAGGAUUUAUACAAAGUAUAAAUCUUAUUUUAGCGAAAAAACCAUUUUAGUGAUAAGUUUAAUUUAUUUAUUACAAAAUUUAGUUAAAUUAAUUUAUUUAUUUAUUGAAACGAAACAGAAAAAACAAAAACAAGAGAAUAUAUUUAUUUAUUAUUAAAUUAAAUUAUUUAUUUAUUAUAAAAUUAAAUUAAAUUAUUUAUUUAUUUAUUGAAAUUAUUUAUUUCCCCCCAUAUAGUUUUUAAUGUA
Molecule: messenger RNA, 5298 nt
Organism: Lucilia sericata (common green bottle fly)
Lineage: Eukaryota; Metazoa; Arthropoda; Insecta; Diptera; Calliphoridae
Product: titin-like
Exons: 5
Coding region: 37-5016 (1659 amino acids)
Biological process (GO): proteolysis
Molecular function (GO): metallocarboxypeptidase activity; zinc ion binding
Source: RefSeq, a predicted model, not a curated record